UGUUUCUCGAUUUUGUCUUUUUUUGUCCCAUUUUAAUCACCAUUAAUCAUUUUUGUUGUUUGUCAAUUUUUUGUAACAUUUUUGUCUCUUGUUUUGUUUCGUGUCGUUUGUCUCCUUUUUUGUCAUUUUGCGUCUCAUUUUUUUAAUAUUUUGGUCUUAUUUUUGUCUUCUUUUGUCGUUUUGAUCAUAAAGUUAAACACCAUAUCGUUCAGUUCCAGAUGACUAAAUGUUGUGUUCCUUUGUAGACACUUUGUGAUCUGGAAGUUGUAAUGUGGAAACGACAAACUGAAGCUGAAUGUUGUUGAAGAGAUUUCAGGGCAUUGUAGGAAGGGACUCUUUCCUGCUCUUCAAGACACCGAGUCAUUAAGCGUCUGCCCAAUAAGUCACGGGGGGUUCUGGCAUCCUCUGAGGCUCGUCGGGCCGGCUAGUCGUCCGUCAGCGCUGAGAUAUCGACAGACUGUUGUGGACUCGCGUGGGCAAGAUGGAUGGGCGAUAAAUAAGACGUCAGCUCCAGAGGUACACGUUGAUUUCGUAAUGACAAGCUGCUGUGCAGAAGAUGUCCACGCUGUCUGUGACUGAUAUCCCAGAUGUUGGUCAUGAUGAGAGUAAGGUGUUUGGAGGGGCCUCUGAGCUGCAGCUGGACUGCAUGGUUGAGGAGAGCAGUGGAAGCGCCGCAAUGAAGCACGACGGCCUGCUGUCCCUGACCGACCUCUCCCAGCCGGACGACUUCCCCGGGCCCCCCCACAACGGACCUCCGCUGCCCGACAUGAGCAGCCCUCUGCCGGUGGAGCCCGGCGACAUCAAGCUGGAUCCAGCUGCAGGAGACACAUCUGGCAGCACAGACGGUCAGCCGGUGAAGAGGAAGAAGGGUCCGGCUCCCAAGAUGCUCGGCAACGAGGUGUGCAGCGUCUGCGGCGACAAAGCGUCGGGUUUCCACUACAAUGUUCUGAGCUGCGAGGGCUGCAAGGGCUUCUUCCGGCGCAGCGUCAUCAAGAGCGCCCAGUACUCCUGCAAGAACAACGGCCGCUGCGAGAUGGACAUGUACAUGCGCCGCAAGUGCCAGCAGUGUCGCCUGCGCAAAUGUCGGGAGGCCGGCAUGCUGGAGCAGUGCGUCCUUUCUGAGGAGCAGAUCCGGCUGAAGAAGCUGAAGAAGCAGCAGGAGGAGGAAACGGCUCGAACGUCCGCCGUGGUGACGCCGACGCCGCCUCCAGAAACGGCCACUCUGGAUCCACAGCAGCAGGAGAUGAUCGAGAAGCUGGUGGCCAUGCAGAAGCAAUGCAACAAGAGGUCCUUCCUGGACCGACCCAAAGUCACGCCGUGGCCUCAGAGUCAGGACCUGCAGAACCGAGAAGUCCGCCAGCAGCGCUUCGCCCACUUCACCGAGCUAGCCAUCAUGUCGGUCCAGGAGAUCGUGGAUUUUGCGAAGCAGCUUCCGGGUUUCCUGGAACUCACCAGAGAAGAUCAGAUCGCCCUGCUGAAGACGUCCACCAUCGAGAUUAUGCUCCUGGAGACGUCUCGGCGGUACAACCCCGCCAUCGACAGCAUCACGUUUCUGAAGGACUUCAGCUACAACAAGGAGGAUUUCGCCAAAGCAGGGCUCCAGUUUGAGUUCAUCAACCCCAUCUUUGAGUUUUCUAAAGGAAUGAACGACCUUCACCUGGAUGAGGCCGAGUACGCUCUGCUCAUCGCCAUCAACAUCUUCUCUGCAGAUCGGCCGAAUGUUCAGGAUCACGAUCUGGUGGAGCGACUCCAGCAGCCCUACGUUGACGCUCUGCGCUCCUACAUCAUGAUAAAGAGACCAAAUGACCACCUGAUGUUCCCUCGUAUGCUGAUGAAGCUGGUGAGCCUCCGUACACUAAGUAGCGUCCACUCGGAGCAGGUCUUCGCCCUCCGCCUGCAGGACAAGAAGCUUCCUCCGCUGCUGUCGGAGAUCUGGGACGUCAACGAGUGACUCCUGGAGACAGACUGGCUUCCAGCAGCGCCUCCACAUUCUUCUUCUUCUUCUUCUACAGACUUUAAACACGGAGAGACGCUUCUUCUUCUCUGAAUCUUUCUUCUUCUAGAUGCCGACCGAGCAUCCGGCCUCUCUCUGGUUUUUGUAGUCGGAUCUCGUUUGAGGGACCUGCUGCCAGCUCCCCUGAUGUUAGCUUAAAGAAGCGGUGGCUAAAUGUUCCAGAGCAGGUCGGCGUAGUCGCUCAGGUAACGUAAUGUGAAGUGGGACCUCUGGGGAACCGGAGGUCGAUUCUCUCUUUAGUUCAGUUGCUUCCUCAAUGGACCGCCUCCUGGUUGCUUCUAGACGCACGUCAACUCUCAGUGUAAAUUGUGUAUUUAUUUUCACGCGACAAAUGUGUAGACGAGCAUCCAGCAGAUUGUACAAUCACACACUAACGCACAACAGGCCGACAUUCACACAGCUGUCCAGCCGCUACCUUCAUCACACGGAGCUAAACCUCAUCCUGACGAAUCAGACGUAGAGAAGUGACUCCACUAGCGGUUCUUUUCUUAAUGUUGAGUUUUCAUCAAUAGCAUUUGAACGUGUGAGAAAUCCGAGUAGCUUGAAGCAGGUUCUAGAGAAUUUCCUUUUAUUUUUGAUAACACAAAUAUCUAGUUAGGACUAAAGGUCGACUGUAGUCUCGAGCGUCUUCCUCUCACGGACGCUUUAACAGCUUUAACUCGUACGAUUUUGGCAGAAUAAAGACCAAAAUCGAGGCUAACGGGGAGCGCAGAACAACAGUGGAUCCAGAUGUUUGUAUUCAGGGUCUGACACGUAAAAGACUCAACGUGAACUCUCAUCAUAACGUUUCUUCUCUCGGGCUGAAAACUGGACCGCAGUCAUUUCAAGGUGUCAUCAUUCCAGGACUAAACUCAUAAAACGCUUUUUUUUUUCAUCGGUUUAAUCAAUUUCAGCUUCUGGUUUCUGGCACACGGUUCAUUUUCACAGCUGCGCUUUAUUUUUCAGCUUUUUUUUUUUUAGCAUUUUUCUGGAUUUUAUCUAAUAAAAUCACAUCCAAAGGCGAAACAUGAUGCAGCUAAAAUGGGACGUUGAUUCUUUAGAAGCAAACUAAUGACUGAAAUUGAAAGAAUUUGGUUGAAAAUGUGAAAUUAUGGGAACAUGAUACCAACCUGGUUUGUCUGUGUCUAAAAAUACUGGACAAGACAACUUAAAUAUAAUCAAGAAACGUCUAAACAACACAAAAUUUGUCCAAAAAGCUUCAAAAUUUGUCAGAAAUGGGACAAAACUUGUCCAAAUGGACUCAUUAUGGUGUUUUAACAUGUCAGAAUGGAUCCUCGUCUUUCCACACAUCACAUUCUGACGUUAGAGCCUCAAAGCUUGGUGAAAUGUCGACCAAAGACUGUAUGUUUACAGGAAAUAUGUAUCCAUCCUUACAUAUGUAUAAAUACACUCAGAGGAACUUUAUGGAGCUAAAAUGGGACGUCGAUUCUUCUGGAGCAAACUUCUCACUGAAAUCAAAAGAAUUUGGUCAAAAAGCAAAUGUUUAUUAAUUACACUUUUCUAAAUGUUAGAUUUGGGUUAUCAAAGUUAAACUGGACCAUUUUUAAACCCAAAUCAACCAAUAUUUCUGUAUUUUAUGAUUUUUUUGUUGCAUUUAUCACCUAUUAUGGACUUCACACACUCUAAAAAUAGUAAAACAAAAUAAAAAUAGCACAUUUGCAGACUUAGAUCAACUACUUAGGUUGUAAACUUUGUUUUGAUGAGUUGUGUUGACACAUUUAAGUUUCAUAAACUAAAUAUUUUGUGUAAUUUAAAUGUAAAUUUCUGCGUUAGUUGAUUUUGUAACUAAAUUUGAGUUGAUGUAAUGAAAUUUUUCUCCACCUUGACUUCAUUUCUUUGUCAAAAUACCUUUAAUGUUAAAGAAAAAGCUCAUUUCUCCAAGUCGAUACGGUUUGUUGCUUGAAUUUAAUUAGUUUAUAGUUGUUUUAACUCAACAAAAAUCAGUUCAAGCAUUCUUAUUUAGAGUUCAGAUGGUCAAAUGAGGAUUUUACAAAGAAGAAAUAUCGUUUAAAUGUCCAAAAUACUUCAGUUCUCACUAAUAAAACUCCAAAAAAUGGUAAAAAUCACGGCUUUGUGGAUUAAAUUCUCACGUUUUCUUUGCCAGUUGGUUAAUAUCUGAUGAUUGAAAUAGAUUUCUGUGCAUUUUAAUGGAAAUUGAAUGAUUUCGGGAUCCAUCAGCACAAGAUUUACAUUUAAAUAUCAAAGUAAAUGAGGUAAAAACGUGCUGCUGGUCGAUUAAAAUCAGAAAAUUUUGAUGCUGUUCCUCCACAUUCUUCACUGAUUUAACGAUUGUGCAGAAACGGUCGCUGUUUUUCUUCCUCUUCCUCCUCGUUUGCUUGGAUAAACAGCACGACAAAAGGCUGCAGUUACGUCAUUUUUCCUGCGACUUGAAGCAAACUGCGGUUAAACAAUAAAACCACUCGGUCUCGUCCCAUUUUUAGCUGCUUUCUGUCGCGGCGCUGCUUGAAUCUCACCUGAAUAAACUGAACUUUGCUCCAGAAUGUAAAGUUGCUGCUUCUUCUUCUGCCUUCCUGCUCAGAAUCUGAUUUUAUUAUCGCUCUAAAGACACAUUUUUCUGAUUUUCUUACAUCCUCAUAACCCUUCGGUGAUGUAUUUAAAGAGUGUGAAACAAAAACCACUGAUUUUUUUUUUUUGUUUGUGUUUUUUUAUCAGUUUUUUCUUCCUCUGGAGUCUCUGAAAUGAGAAUGUGAGGUUUGUUUUAGGUUUUAGGUUUGAUGCUAACCAGUAAAUUUAAAAAUGAACCCCGGUUUGAAUCGUCUGAUGGAGGGGGUUUUAGUGAAACGUCAGCUCCGGGGUUCCUCUGUACGUGUUCUGUUGACGCUGUAGGGAUUAAUUAUACUGUAAAUACUGUUAAUUGUCAUCUCUGAUCUCGUUUAAUUCCCGUCUUCGGGCGGCGACACUGUAAACAUUAUUGAUAUAUAGAAAUGCAAACCUAUUUUAAUACUUGUAACUCCUGGAGAACCUUCUGUUUUGUAUGUACAGUAUAAAUUAAAGCUCUGCUGUAGUGCUGAAA
Molecule: messenger RNA, 5048 nt
Organism: Acanthochromis polyacanthus (spiny chromis)
Lineage: Eukaryota; Metazoa; Chordata; Actinopteri; Pomacentridae
Gene: nr1h3
Product: nuclear receptor subfamily 1, group H, member 3
Exons: 11
Coding region: 557-1951 (464 amino acids)
Biological process (GO): lipid metabolic process; negative regulation of transcription by RNA polymerase II; cell differentiation
Molecular function (GO): nuclear receptor activity; zinc ion binding; RNA polymerase II cis-regulatory region sequence-specific DNA binding
Source: RefSeq, a predicted model, not a curated record